This is a messenger RNA of Plasmopara halstedii, 501 nucleotides long. RefSeq lists its product as uncharacterized. Bases 1 to 501 code for a protein of 166 amino acids. The record is from RefSeq and is a predicted model, not a curated record. The transcript has 2 exons. NCBI's taxonomy places the organism in Eukaryota, Oomycota, Peronosporomycetes, Peronosporales, Peronosporaceae.
AUGGGUGGCAACGUCUCUCUGUGCGGGCUACAAGCUAGCGAUAGCCACUGUGAUCCACAAUUGCAAUAUCAGAGCAAGGACUGUACACGGAAGUACGAGCAACUAGCGAGUAUGCGUGGGCGUUCUCUGUCGUCCACCACGGACUCGUCUGUAGCGUCUAUUUUGUCAAAUUCAGAUAGACUUGUACCGGAUGUUUACAUGCCAAAGGACAUUCAGGUGCUUUCCCAACGCCGACAGCGCCACGGUCACCAUCAUACUGCGUCGCACUCGUUCAUGGGUCACAGUAGCAAGAAUUCGAUCGUUGGGUCGUCAAGAGUUAGCAAUUCCUCUUUGAAAGGAUGGAGCACCAUACGCUCUAUACGCAACAAUCCACCAUACGAAAUUCCGCCCAGCGUGAACAAGAAGUACAAUUUUGGCAUUAAAACUGCGUCUUCCAGCUUUGGGUACAGUGAUGACGAGACUACAGACCCCACGGCUGUUGUGAGCAGACGCAUAGAGUAA